Callorhinus ursinus (northern fur seal) is the source of this 2821-nucleotide messenger RNA. The record is from RefSeq and is a predicted model, not a curated record. Lineage: Eukaryota; Metazoa; Chordata; Mammalia; Carnivora; Otariidae.
GCAGCCGCCCCCGGGGACCGCCCUACCCUGCGCGGUGCACCUCGGUGCGGCAACCUGCAGAGCCCCGCUAGCUAAAAUGUAAUUUCAGAUUGGACAACUGGGUCUUGCAGCCUUCUGACCGCCUCCUGGUCUUCUGGGAGUCUCCUGUUAAUGAGGCCUUCUGCCUGGCUCUUGAUCUGAUGAUCACUGGCCUGGCUCUUGGAGGGAUCAGCUGAGGAGGACCUGCAUGUGGGCGGCCCAGAGGACUGUUGAUUAAGGAUGAUGGGGGAACAGACCAGAGAGGGUGGAGGGACCACAAUGCCUGGCAGAGAUCAGGAACCAAGGAGCUACUAUGUGGGUGUGGACGUUGGAACAGGCAGUGUGCGUGCGGCUCUUGUGGACCAGAGGGGCAUCCUUUUGGCUUUCGCAGACCAGCCGAUCAACCAAUGGGAGCCUCAGUUCAACCACCAUGAGCAGUCCUCCGAGGACAUCUGGGCCGCAUGCUGUGUUGUCACAAAGCAAGUUGUACAAGGGAUUGAUGUAAACCAAAUCCGAGGGCUUGGGUUUGAUGCCACGUGUUCUCUGGUGGUUUUGGAUAAGCAGUUUCGUCCUUUACCAGUAAACCAUGAAGGGGAUCCCCACCGAAACAUCAUCAUGUGGCUGGACCACCGGGCGGUCAGUCAGGUCCACAGGAUCAACGAAACCAAGCACAGCGUCCUGCAGUGUGUCGGCGGUGUGAUGUCUGUGGAGAUGCAGGCCCCGAAGCUUCUGUGGCUCAAAGAGAACAUGAGAGAGACUUGCUGGGAUAAGGCGGGACAUUUCUUUGAUCUCCCAGACUUCUUAUCGUGGAAGGCAACAGGUGUCUCAGCACGGUCUCUCUGCUCCCUGGUGUGCAAAUGGACAUACUCUGCAGAGAAAGGCUGGGAUGACAGUUUCUGGAAGAUGAUCGGAUUGGAAGAUUUUGUUGCAGAUAAUUACAGCAAAAUAGGAAACCAAGUGCUGCCUCCUGGAGCCUCUCUUGGACAUGGGCUCACACCAGAGGCAGCGAAGGACCUUGGCCUUCCUGCUGGAAUUGCCGUAGCAGCUUCCCUUAUUGAUGCCCACGCGGGAGGCCUAGGAGUGAUUGGAGCAGAUGUGAGAGGGUACGGCCUCGCCUGUGAGGGACAGCCAGUGACGUCACGGCUGGCUGUCAUCUGUGGAACGUCUUCUUGUCACAUGGGGAUCAGCAAAGACCCAAUUUUUGUACCAGGUGUCUGGGGCCCUUAUUUCUCAGCCAUGGUCCCUGGGUUCUGGCUGAAUGAAGGUGGUCAGAGCGUUACUGGAAAACUGAUAGACCACAUGGUGCAGGGCCAUGCUGCCUUCCCUGAACUACAAGCCAAGGCCACAGCCAGAUGCCAGAGUGUAUAUGCAUAUUUGAACAGUCACCUGGAUCUGAUUAAGAAGGCUCGGCCUGUGGGUUUUCUCACUGUUGAUUUACAUGUUUGGCCAGAUUUCCAUGGCAACCGGUCUCCCUUAGCAGAUCUGACACUGAAGGGCAUGGUCACCGGGUUGAAGCUGUCUCAGGACCUUGAUGAUCUUGCCAUUCUGUACCUGGCCACAGUUCAAGCCAUUGCUUUUGGCACCCGCCUCAUUAUAGAGGCCAUGGAGGCAGCCGGACACUCUAUCAGCACGCUUUUCCUGUGCGGAGGCCUGAGCAAGAAUCCCCUUUUUGUGCAGAUGCAUGCGGACAUUACAGGCAUGCCUGUGGUCCUGUCGCAAGAGGUGGAGUCUGUUCUUGUGGGCGCUGCUAUUCUGGGUGCCUGUGCCUCGGGGGAUUUCGCUUCUGUACAGGUGACUGUUGAAACACCCCACAUGAAGAUGGUUGAAUCACGAAGUCAGUCACAGCCCAUUCCGAGGAUGUGCAUGUGCCUUGGGCGCGAAUGAAGAUGCGGGAAUCCUCAGACACCCGCCACUGCGGAGCCCCAGCCGACGGCUUUGCUCCAGGAAUCAGCAGCAUCCCUGGACGAGAGGCCACUGCUUUGACAGGGCCCACCCUAGUUCUGCAGGCAUGUCCAGCGUGUUACAAAAUAUGUUUCUACAGCCAACCUUUCUCUAUCAAAGCCAAAAUAAGUUUGAGCAAGUCAUCUAGUCUAAUGCGCUUAAAAGACAUUUGGUUCUAAUACGUUUAAAAGGGACAUUUGGUUCCCAAGUGGGAAGCGAUGUUCCCAAGGUUGUAGAGAAACAACCUGAGACUGGAAUCAGGGUCUUCAUCCCAAACGUGUCUAAUGCUGCCCUACCUCCGGAUCCUUUCCAGUGCGAUCACAGGUCUGCUUGCCUCUCCAAAAGGCAGGACAGGAAUGUGGGAGCGAUGGGAAGGAGGUUGUGUUUAUACUCGAUGCUUUCUACUCUAACCCCAAUUUCAGCACUUCUUCUCACCUGUCAAAGUAACUAGGCCCGUGUGCUCAAAUCUCGUUCCUUGAGAAGCAUUUUCUCUGAUGUCCAGAGUUCUCGCCGCUCACCUAUCCAAGGCCUUUCCCUUCUUAGGGCAACAGUGGGCAGUCCCCUCAGCCAGGAGGAUGCCUGGGGCAUCAUUCCUCAUCUCUUAACUGAUUGCCUGUCACUUGGCUAUGUAGCCACAUUUAAUCUGUAAAUUAGCAUAUUUGUGGUAGGUAGAUGCUAAUAUUUCCUUUUACAAAUUGAGGAAUUCGAAGUUGAGAAAAAGGCAAAUCACUUGCUCCAUGCUACAGAGCUGGAAGGUGAGAGACCUGGACCUGAACCUAGAUUUGUCUGAAUAUCUGAAGUAUAAACUCUUUCAGGUUCCCCCAGCUGGAGGAAGUGAGAUUAAUGAGCCUGUGCGCGCACA